GCAGGGCGCUGCGGAGACGGGGGCGGGGCAGCCACCGAGCGGGAGAUUUGAGCGGCUCCGGGAUGGUGGAAGGUCCCGGCUGCGCCCUGCACGGGGAGAGGCUCCGGGCCCGGGUGCGCCGGGGCCAGGCAGUGCGGAGUGUGCGGGGCAGCGCGCUGCUGCCAGCCCGACCUGGGGCUCCGGGGCCCGCCGCCUGCACCGGGGUGAGCAGCGACUGCGGCGGGAGCAGCUCGGGCGGCGUGCGCCGGACGAAUGCUGUGACUGGGAAUAAAACCUCCUGUCAGGAUUUCCUGAGAUUGCUGAAAGGAUGUGUGUACACUGGUGUAGAAACUUUGGGGAAGGAGCUUUUUAUGUAUUUUGGACAGAAAGCGUUGAGGGUUCACUUUGGCAUGAACGGUUCCAUGUGUAUUAAUCCAACUGCAAGCGAAGACCGAAAUGGAGCACCACCAAUUCUGGAAAUACACCUUACUGAUGAUAUGGUUUGUUUCUUUGAUGCAACAGUAGAGCUUAGGAAUGCUGCUGAAAGUGAGCAGAAAGUAAGAAUGAUGGAAGACUUAGAUGUAUGCUCUCCAAAAUUUAGUUUCAUAAGAGCAGAAAGUGAGAUUAAGCAGCAGAAAGGUCGCAUGUUAUGUGAUGUAUUGUUGGAUCAGGCAGUGUUACCUGGAGUGGGAAAUAUCAUAAAAAAUGAAGCACUCUUUGACAGUGGUCUCCAUCCAGCUGCUAAAGCUUGUCAAUUGACAGAUGAACAGACACGUCACUUGGUGAAAAUGACCCGUGAUUUUACUCUUCUCUUUUAUAAGUGCCGCAAAACAGGAUCAGCACUCUACAAACAUUACAAGGUGUACAAACGCCCUAACUGUGGUCAGUGCAGUGGAAAGAUCACGGUUUGUCGUUUAGGAGAGAAUAACAGGAUGACGUACUUCUGUCCUCAGUGUCAAAAGGAUAAACCUCAGCUUGUUGAUGUUAGCAAACUGCCAACUAGAAAUAGCCUAAUUGGCUGGGCAUAUGGCAGGGGGUCAUGUUCUAAUGAACAUGUAGCUAAGAAAUCUGAAGAAGAGUGGACAUGUACUAUCUGCACUCUAAUAAACAAACCUUCUGCUAAGAUCUGUGAAGUUUGUUUGACUUCAAGGCCUGAAGUUUCAAAGGUAGAGAAUGAUGAAGAUUCUACAGCCUCUAAUAGCAGCUUAGUCAAGUACCCUUGUAACUUCUUUGGAAAGCCAAACACAGAAAUAAAGGUCAAUAGGAAAACCACAUUUGGAAUGACAACUCUAGUUUUGACAGAUCUCAGCAGUAAAUUCACUCCCUUAAAAAAUAACAGAAGUGAUAGCCAAACGCCAGAUGGGAAUUCUCACUGUGACUCUCCAAGAAACUACAGCUAUUGCCAGAAUAACACCCAUCAGAGGAGUGGAAAAAAGUAUGAAUUUAAUUCAGCAAACUCACUCACUGCGGUAAAUACAGCAUCACCCUCCCACCAUCAGGCUUAUUCUUCUAAUCCAGUGCAGAAGAAACAGAAGAUUGAUCAUUCAUUCUCAGAUUUCAAAAGUAACAUGAGUUUGUCAAAUAGGAGUUAUUUUGUAACCUGUCAUUACAGUGAGCAUCGAGUUAACAUGACAGAUGGUAUUUGUACCUUAAAUGCGGUCAGUCCUCGCUGCAGUAAACACAACCGCCUCUGCAGUCUCAGAGUUGUGAGAAAGGAGGGAGAAAACAAGGGCAGACAAUUUUAUACUUGUUCUCUACCCAGAGGGACUCAGUGUGACUAUUUUGAAUGGGCAGACUUACAGUUUCCAUUCUGCAAUCAUGGGAAACGCUGCAUUAUGAGGACAGUGUUGAAGAUUGGGCCUAAUAAUGGAAAGAAUUUUUUUGUGUGUCCUUUUGGGAAGGAUAAACAGUGUGAUUUCUUCAAGUGGGCAGAAAAUGGACCAGGAAUGAAGAUUAUUCCAGGAUGUUGAGAUUUUCAUCUAUGGUGACAUUGGACUUUUCAUACUAUGUGUAC
This is a messenger RNA of Mauremys mutica (yellowpond turtle), 1993 nucleotides long. It is a transcript of the gene NEIL3, whose product is annotated as nei like DNA glycosylase 3. Bases 63 to 1949 code for a protein of 628 amino acids. The record is from RefSeq and is a predicted model, not a curated record. Gene Ontology annotation, molecular function: damaged DNA binding; DNA N-glycosylase activity; zinc ion binding. Lineage: Eukaryota; Metazoa; Chordata; Testudines; Geoemydidae. Gene Ontology annotation, biological process: base-excision repair. The transcript is spliced from 10 exons. Gene Ontology annotation, cellular component: nucleus.